This is a messenger RNA of Tachyglossus aculeatus (Australian echidna), 1173 nucleotides long. RefSeq names its product D-aminoacyl-tRNA deacylase 1 (gene DTD1). Gene Ontology annotation, cellular component: cytoplasm. Lineage: Eukaryota; Metazoa; Chordata; Mammalia; Monotremata; Tachyglossidae. Bases 37 to 663 code for a protein of 208 amino acids. The record is from RefSeq and is a predicted model, not a curated record. Gene Ontology annotation, molecular function: D-tyrosyl-tRNA(Tyr) deacylase activity. Gene Ontology annotation, biological process: tRNA metabolic process. The transcript has 6 exons.
ACGGCCCAGCCCGGCCCAGCCCGGCCCGGCCCCGCCAUGAAGGCCGUAGUGCAGCGCGUCACCCGAGCCGGCGUCACAGUUGGCGAGGAGCAAGUAAGUUCCAUUGGACGGGGCAUCUGUGUGUUGCUGGGAAUUUCUCUGGAGGAUACACAGAAAGAGCUGGAGCACAUGGUUCGGAAGAUUUUAAACCUGCGGGUGUUUGAGGACGAGAGCGGGAAGCCCUGGUCGAAAAGCGUGAUGGACAAAGAGUACGAGGUUCUGUGCGUCAGCCAGUUCACUCUCCAGUGCAUCCUGAAAGGGAACAAGCCGGACUAUCACAUGGCCAUGCCCAGCGAGCAAGCCAAGGCUUUCUACGGCAACUUUUUGGAGCAGCUUCGGAAGGCCUACAAACCGGAGCUCAUCAAAGAUGGCCGGUUCGGAGCCUACAUGCAGCUGCACAUCCAGAACGACGGGCCGGUGACCAUAGAGCUGGAAUCCCCGGCGGUGACCACCGCGGACCCUAAGCAGCCGUCCAAGCUGGAGAAACCACAGCAGAGGAAAGAGAAGACCAGAGCGAAGGGACCGUCUGAAUCAAGUAAAGAGAGAAAUGUCCCUCGCAGCAAGGACGACCCAAGUGCCAGCAGUGGGGCCGAGGGCGAUGUGUCUUCCGAAAGGGAGCCUUAAAUUGAGAAAACGCAAGCCUCAGCCCUGAAUCCUGCAAAUUCACGGAUGACUCACCAGACCGUCCUCUCCGAAAUACGGUGUAAGGGACUGGGAAUAGGAAAACGAGAAGAGGCGGACUCCCCAAAUAGGAAUCCACAUCACCCUGCAGAAGAGCCAACCAAAGGACCGUUUCCAUUUUCUGUUGUCGUUGUGCCUAAUAGUGAAAGUGAGUUCCGCGUUUGAUUUCACCCGGCCCUGGGAUGAGAGACGAUCGUCUUGCUCACUGAACCGGGUGACGGGGCCCACGCUUUCAAAACCUUUCUGUUGAUUUCAAAUACCGUCGGUUGUGAAUUUAGAGGGCGGCGGCGUUAUUUGUAUUUGGGUUGUCAUUGUGCGCCGGGGUGUGUUUGUGUGCCAGUAGCAGUGUGUCUCAAACCAUGAACACAGUACCGUUCAGGGUAUACACGAGGCCAGAUUGGCCCGUCGUGUCUGUUAAGGGAUCGAUAAAAAAAGAACGGACAUCUUACGUGA